Messenger RNA from Periconia digitata, 849 nucleotides. NCBI's taxonomy places the organism in Eukaryota, Fungi, Ascomycota, Dothideomycetes, Pleosporales, Periconiaceae. The record is from the annotation of a GenBank genome assembly.
AACAACAGGAUCAUUGCUUUCAUCCUUUACCGAUAUGCUGACAUGGCACGCCUAUGCAACAACGUGACGGGGCGUAGGUGGCUGUUCUGUUGCGCUGUGGAUCAAGUUCAACUCUGGGAUUUCCCAGGUCGGUAAGUCGUUGAUUCGUUUUCACCUAACUGAGACUCCCAUUCCAAGCUAUAUGAUGACACGGGAAUCGGAGCUGAUUACUAUGCAAGGAUCCCCGCAUCCGUGUUUAGCGCUGGGGGCCAAUACUGCUGCCGAUCUACGUUUAGUAAACGAGGAAUUCUCGCGGCGGUGUGAUGCAAAGCGUCUUCUGGGGCACGAUCUUUGAGCGCGAUUCGAAGACUCAAUGGAUUAGAUUCCAAUGUUUAGUCGUCGAUCGGCACCUACCAUCAUGCGGUGCCGUGUUGCGCCUGAGGAGCUUUGACCAAGGUGAAUCAGGCAGCAAUCCGCUCUCUAUGAUCGCUCUCGAAAAUGUCCAUCAGAUUGUUAUGAUGUGAUUGGUUCACGAACAUUGAAGAUACGAGCAUCUGUACAGAGUAGCCUAAGACAAAGCUCGCAGUGAGACACGCGCCCCGACCAAUCUGCAAGUUUCAUCCUUCCAGCCUCGCGAGCUGCAACAGUUCUUCCGCGCCAAGCUCUUUUCAAUCCCAACGAACAGAAUCGCCAGUGGGCUCUGAAUCCAGAUCGCCCUUUUGUCAAAGUAUGUGCCGGAACAGGUAUUCCCGCUUCCGAGCUACAGUGGACGUACCUUAUAUGCUGUUCGACGUCGGCAACAUUAUAGCCCGUUACGCCCCGUGGAUUAGUGAUAAGGAAGUCGGCAACCCAACAUACUAUAUGCGUUAU